Molecule: messenger RNA, 3915 nt
Organism: Drosophila bipectinata
Lineage: Eukaryota; Metazoa; Arthropoda; Insecta; Diptera; Drosophilidae
Molecular function (GO): oxidoreductase activity; iron ion binding; FAD binding
Source: RefSeq, a predicted model, not a curated record
AACAGAAGCAACCGUCUUACACUAAUUGAAUUAUUUAUAGAGUAUAUUUCAGCAUCUGACAUUUAAGUUAUUUGUUGCUUUGUUAGAGCCGAGGAGCACAACAACAAGGUUUAUUGCAUAAACUAAUCAGAAUGACUACAAAAUUUACAAUCAAUGGAUUGCCAUAUACGGUGAAUCUCACCAACCUGCCGCCGGAUAUCACCCUGAAUACCUUCAUCCGGGAGCAUGCCCAGCUUACGGCCACCAAGUUCAUGUGUCAGGAGGGAGGGUGUGGAGCUUGUGUCUGUGUGGUGCGCGAUGGAAAACGUAGCUGGGCUGUGAACUCGUGCCUCACUCUACUCAACACCUGCGCCAAUCUGGAGAUCGUCACGGCCGAGGGGUUGGGCAACCUGCGCACGGGUUACAAUCCCAUCCAGAAGAGACUGGCCAAGAUGAACGGCACCCAGUGCGGCUUCUGCUCCCCGGGAUUCGUAAUGAAUAUGUAUGGGUUGCUGCAGCAAAACGACGGAAAAGUGUCCAUGACAGAAGUGGAGAACUCCUUCGGGGGCAACAUAUGCCGGUGCACUGGCUACCGACCCAUUCUGGAUGCCAUGAAGUCCUUCGCUGUGGACAGCAACAUCCAGGUCCCCAAGGAGUGUGCCGACAUCGAGGAUCUUAAGCCCCGCAACUGUCCCAAGACGGGAUUAGCCUGCAGCGGCACCUGCGAUCAGUCCCGAACCAACUUGGUCUACGACGAUGGAAGCCAGUGGCAUUGGCCCAAGAAUCUCACCGACUUGUUCGAGGCUCUUGAGAAGGUCAAGGAUUCCGAGGAGUUCAUGCUGGUGGCAGGAAACACCGCUCACGGUGUCUACCGAAGAUCAUCCGAAAUAAAGCACUUUAUCGAUGUGAAUGGAGUGGAGGAACUGCAUCAGCACGGCAUCGAAGGGAAUGAGCUUAUGCUUGGAGCUAACCUCAGUCUCACUCAGACUAUGGAAAUCAUUCGGACGGCCACGAAACAGCCAGGAUUUGAGUACCUGGAAGUCCUCUGGAAUCACAUUGAUUUGAUUGCCAACGUACCAGUCCGCAACUCGGGAACUUUGGCUGGCAACAUCUCGAUAAAAAAGCAACAUCCUGAGUUCCCAUCGGAUAUCUUCAUAUCCUUUGAAGCUCUCGACGUAAAAGUCUUGGCCGCCAAAAAUGCCACUGAAGAUCAGAAACUGACUUUGUCGGAGUAUUUGAGUUUAAACGACAGAAAGCUGGUGCUCAAGAGUUUUAUCCUUCCGGCUUAUCCUAAGGACACUUACAUCUACGACUCUUACAAGAUCAUGCCACGAGCCCAGAACGCACACGCUUAUGUAAACGCAGCUUUCCUCUUGGAAUUGGAAACUGACUCCAAAGUGAAAUCCGCCCGCAUCUGCUUCGGAGGAAUCCGACCCGAUUUCGUUCACGCCUCGGGGGUGGAGAAGUUGCUGGUGGGUCAGAAUCCCUACGAAAACAAUUCGGUGGAACAGACAUUCAAGAAACUCGGGGAAGUGAUCGAAUCUGAUGAAGUGCUACCUGACGCCAGUCCCGCUUACCGAACCAAGUUAGCCUGUGGACUUCUCUACAAGUUUCUCUUGAAACACGCUCCCACGGCCAAUGUCAGCGAGAAGUUUAAGAGUGGAGGCCAGAUCCUCCAGCGUCCGCUGUCCUCUGGACUACAGCAGUUCCAGACUCAGAAAAGAAGUUACCCCGUCACCCAGGCUGUCGAGAAGGUGGAGGGAAUGAUCCAGUGCUCCGGGGAAGCCACCUACAUGAAUGAUGUGUUGACUACUUCGAACGCUGUCCACUGUGCUUUUGUUGGUGCCACCAAGGUGGGAGCCACCAUCGACCAGAUCGACGCAUCGGAGGCUCUAAAGCAGCCAGGAGUAAUAGUUUUCUAUUCUGCAAAGGACAUUCCUGGAACGAAUACCUUUGUGGAGCCCAGUUUCGGGUUUGUGGCUGAGGAGAUCUUUUGCUCGGGACUAGUUCGUCAUUCGGAGCAGCCCGCUGGAGUUGUUGUGGCUCUCACGGCCGAUCAAGCCCAUCGAGCAGCCAAGCUGGUGAAAAUAAGCUACAGUAAUCCCAGCCCCGACUUCAAGUUGUUGCCGAGCUUGACGGAUGUGUUUGCAUCUUCCACUCCUGAUCCCUCCCGAAUUGUGGCUGUUUCUGAGUCAAAAAUAAAAAAGAUCAAGUUUUCGGAUCAGCCUGAUAAGGAGGUUCGAGGCAUUUUUCAGAUGGGAUUGCAGUAUCACUUCACCAUGGAACCCCACACAACAGUGGCUAUUCCCUUCGAGGAUGGCCUAAAAGUCUUCUCGGCUACCCAAUGGAUGGACCUCACCCAGUCAGUCAUUGCUCACAUGAUCCAGGUGAAGGCCAAGGAUGUCCAGCUACAGGUUCGUAGAUUGGGCGGAGGAUACGGCUCUAAGAUUACCCGUGGCAACCAGGUGGCCUGUGCCGCAGCCUUGGCGGCUUACAAGCUCAAUCGUCCUGCCCGCUUUGUGCAAACAAUAGAGUCCAUGAUGGACUGCAAUGGAAAGCGGUGGGCCUGCCGUUCGGAUUAUCAGUGUCAUGUUAAAUCGAAUGGCAAGAUUGUCGGAAUGUCCAACGAUUUUUACGAAGACGCAGGCUGGAAUCUUAACGAGAGCCCCAUUGAUGGCCACUCGACCUUCACCGCCGCUAACUGCUACGAAUUUACGGGUGAGAACUUCAAGAUCAAUGGCAAUGCGGUGCUCACAGAUGCCCCCAGUUCCACCUGGUGUCGGGCUCCGGGGUCGGUAGAGGGAAUCGCCAUGAUGGAGAACAUCGUCGAGCACGUAGCAUUUGAGGUGCAGAAAGACCCAGCCGAAGUGCGACUUCUAAACAUAGCUGCCGGGAAUAAAAUGACCGAUCUGCUGCCCCAAUUCCUUCAGUCCAGGGAGUAUUACAAGAGAAAGCAGCAGAUAGAGACGCACAAUUCCAAAAAUCGCUGGACAAAGCGAGGCCUCGGAUUGGCGGUAAUGGACUAUCCCAUCUUCUACUUUGGGCAGUACCCGGCUACAGUCGCCAUUUAUCAUGUGGACGGAACCGUUGUGGUCACCCAUGGAGGCAUCGAAAUGGGACAAGGCAUGAAUACUAAGGUAGCUCAAGUGGCUGCCUUCACUUUGGGCAUCGAUCUGAGCUUUGUCAAAGUGGAGUCCUCGGACACCAUCAAUGGGGCCAAUUGUAUGGUCACUGGAGGGGCUGUGGGCAGCGAGAGUCUUUGCUUUGCGGUUCGAAAAGCCUGUGAUACACUCAAUGAUCGUUUAAAGGCGGUGAAGAAAGACGGUGCCAGUUGGGUGGAGACCGUAGAAGCAGCAUACGCAAAAUCCAUCAAUCUUAUUGCUUCGGAUCACUACAAGGAAGGCGACAUGCAGAACUACCAUGUUUACGGGCUGGCCCUUACGGAAAUAGAACUGGAUGUUCUCACAGGAAAUAAUCAGAUCACACGGGUUGACAUUUUGGAGGAUGCUGGUGAAAGUCUGAGUCCGUACAUUGAUGUGGGCCAGGUCGAGGGAGCCUUCGUCAUGUGCUUGGGCUACUGGCUAAGUGAGCAGCUGGUCUAUGAUCGCGAAACGGGUCGUCUGCUCACCAACCGCACCUGGAAUUACAAGCCGCCGGGCGCCAAGGACAUACCCAUCGACUUCCGCAUUGAGCUUAUCCAGAAGCCCAAUCCAAAUGGGGCAGGGUUCAUGCGAUCGAAGGCGACUGGAGAACCUCCUUGCUGCCUGGCCGUGAGUGUGGUCUUUGCUCUACAGCAGGCCCUGCAGUCCGCACGCCAGGAUGCGGGACUUCCGAGGGAGUGGGUGCGUCUGGGAGCUCCUACCACUCCCGAAACUUUGGUGCUAAAUGCGGGCCAUGAGGUGGCAACUUUUAGGCUUAAAUAAAGAUUAUUUUCUG